Molecule: messenger RNA, 372 nt
Organism: Caenorhabditis remanei
Lineage: Eukaryota; Metazoa; Nematoda; Chromadorea; Rhabditida; Rhabditidae
Exons: 4
Coding region: 1-372 (123 amino acids)
Source: RefSeq, a predicted model, not a curated record
AUGGGUGCUAAACGAUCUUCUAGCGAAGAAAAAGGCAAAAAUUAUGCUCGCCAGCAAUCCAGUCACUACCCACCACCUGAAUACCAACAAUCACUAUGUGACACCGCUCAAGCGUUCCGUAAACCAAAGAAUCGUAUGUUUGACUCCGAGAUGAGUAUGUACCUCCUCGGAACAUUGAACAUUGAUAAAAUCUCCCAACUCAUUCAUCACAACAAUACCAAUCAUCAAGGAAGCACAGUUGAACAAUGCGUUUAUGGAGAGUAUUACAAGAAAAGUAGUGUUCUUAAAGAAGUCAUCGAAGCGGUCGAGCAGCUCGAAGUGAUGGACCAAGUAAUCCCUCCACCCAUAUGCAAAUGUGCGGGUGAAGAUUAG